AUGUCAACCGAACCUGGUUGUCGGAUCCAGUGGGAUGUCGCCGUGGAGGGGAUUAAGUCUCGAACAGACGAUUUGAUUGUUAAAGCGAGAUCAGUAUGCGAUUCCAUCGCUGCUCUUACAAAUCCUUCUUGGGACGAAGUGGCCAAGAAACUGGCGUUGUUCGAGGCUGAUUAUGGUACCGAAAGAAAUGCAAUCGAUUCCAUGCAGCAUGUCUCCCCGGAUAAAGAGCUGCGUCAAGCCAGUUGUAACGCAGCUAGGAAAUUUUCAGAUGUUGAAGUUGAAUUAGAGUAA
Messenger RNA from Echinostoma caproni, 291 nucleotides. Lineage: Eukaryota; Metazoa; Platyhelminthes; Trematoda; Plagiorchiida; Echinostomatidae. The record is from the annotation of a GenBank genome assembly.